This is a messenger RNA of Epinephelus lanceolatus (giant grouper), 5661 nucleotides long. RefSeq names its product STE20-like kinase a (gene slka). Gene Ontology annotation, molecular function: protein serine/threonine kinase activity; ATP binding. The record is from RefSeq and is a predicted model, not a curated record. NCBI's taxonomy places the organism in Eukaryota, Metazoa, Chordata, Actinopteri, Perciformes, Serranidae. Gene Ontology annotation, biological process: protein phosphorylation.
CGUUAGCUAACUUGACGCUGGUCCGCUAACUUCUGUGUGGUCAGCCAACCGAAGCAUGGGGUCCUUUGACUCAACGUUUUUUGCUCGCUAGCGUUAUAUGAUAAAAAUGCCGUACCGAUGGUGUUGAUACAAGCGAUAUCUGCGGUUUCAUUUAAUUUAAUUGUUUUUCAAAACGGAAAUACUAGUCUGUGCGUAACAACGAACUCUUCUUCUCUGUAUCCCUCAUCUCCUUGCCCAGCCAGCGUCCUGUGAACACCGCUAGCUAUGAUGUGAUUAUGAAUAACAGCCGUAGAGGGAAGUUAUAAUUGGCAUUAUCAUAGCUGAAUGGCUACAAUAGCAGCUUGUCUGCCUUCGUUUUACGCCUGCAUGCUGUUAUUUCGAUAGCCAUUUGAGCUCCGCGUCGUCGGGAGGAACCGUUCUUGGCGGAAAUAACCGAAGAGACCGCAUCCACAGCACUGUAGUUCACGUCCUGAAAGAUGUCUUUCUUCAAUUUUCGGAAGAUAUUCAAGUUAGGGCCCGACAAGAAGAAGAAGCAGUAUGAACAUGUACACAGAGACGUCAACCCAGAGGAAAUAUGGGACAUCAUUGGGGAGCUGGGAGAUGGAGCGUUUGGAAAAGUGUACAAGGCUCAGAACAAGCAGAAUGGGACCCUCGCUGCUGCCAAGGUUAUUGACACAAAGACAGAGGAUGAAUUGGAGGAUUACAUGGUAGAGAUUGACAUCCUGGCUUCCUGCAACCACCAUCACAUCGUCAAACUGCUGGAUGCCUUCUAUUUUGAAGGCAAACUUUGGAUUCUGAUUGAGUUCUGUGCGGGUGGUGCAGUGGAUGCCAUCAUGCUGGAGCUGGAGAGGCCCCUGACAGAGCCCCAGAUCCGUGUGGUGUGUAGGCAGACCUUGGAGGCCUUGUCUUACCUCCAUGAGAACAAAAUCAUCCACAGAGACUUGAAAGCCGGGAACAUUCUCCUCUCCUUGGAUGGAGAAGUGAAGCUGGCUGACUUUGGGGUGUCUGCUAAAAAUACCAAGACGUUACAAAGAAGAGAUUCUUUCAUCGGCACUCCGUAUUGGAUGGCCCCAGAGGUGGUAAUGUGUGAAACUUCUAAGGACCGUCCAUACGACUACAAGGCCGACAUCUGGUCCCUCGGGGUUACCCUGAUAGAGCUGGCGCAGAUUGAGCCACCCAACCACGAGAUGAAUCCCAUGAGAGUGCUGCUGAAAAUAGCCAAGUCCGAGCCGCCCACACUCAUGCAUCCCUCUCGCUGGUCACCAGAAUUUAACGACUUCCUGCGGAAAGCACUUGAUAAGAAUGUAGACAAUAGGUGGGGCACACUGCAGCUCCUACAGCAUCCGUUUGUCACCAGUGUAACUGAUAGCAGACCUCUCAGAGAGCUUAUAGCCGAGGCCAAAGCUGAAGUCACGGAGGAGAUCGAGGACAGCAAAGAGGAGGAUGAGGAGGAGGAGCCUGACACACCUCUGGCGGCUCCUGGGCACAAGCGAGCACCAUCAGAUGCCAGUGUUGCCAGCUCAGAGGACGACAAAGUCCCACCAACUCCUUCCACGCUGGAAUCUGUCACAGAGAAGACGGAGGCUGAGCCUGCUGAGGACCGGACCAGUGACAAGCUCUCUGACGAAGGACUUGGAACAAGUGAGGUCGACAAGACUGAGGAGGAGAAACUCAAUGAGGUGUCUGACGCCAGUAAUGAAGACCUGGCUUCUGGGCUCAUAGAGCCCACCAAGGACUUAAUCUCACAAGAACCCACAGAGCCUACUAAACCAGAAGAUGGUCCAGCCGAAGAGAUUCCUGCUGAGCCCAUAGUAUCACAGCCAGAAGAGCCAGUAGAAGCAGCGGAUAUACCAGAAGUUGAAACAGACGGUCAAGAAGCAGAGGAGGAACAAAAGGAGCCACAAGAAGAGAAAACAGAGAAUGAACCUGCCCGGGUAAUAGAAGAAGAACAAGAGCCUGAGAAGGUGAAAGAUGAGGACGAAAAAGAAGCUGAUACAGAAUUUAGAGAAUCACAAGAGCAACCUGAAGAUACACCAGAAGAACCAGAAUCUGUAUCAGAAGAAGUGGCACAGGCAGAAGAAGAAAGCAAAGAGCCAGAUGAAGAGACACCUCAACAUAAAUUGACAGAGGACAUAGUAGAAGACACAGCUAAUGGCACAGACGUUAUUAUAAACACAGAGAAUAUAGAAUCAAAUGUAGUGGACACAAGCAUAAAUGGAGAAACAGAUACAAAGUCGAGUGUGGACAAGACGUCCACUGAGGUUGAGAAAGAGGCCGUAGAGAGUCAGCCGGAGGAAAAGCCUAAGGAUGAGGCCCCAGAGGAGGCAAAGCAGCCUGAACAAGAGAAUGAGACCAGAGAGGAGGUUGAUCUGGAGGAACAGGCCCCAACUGAAUCCACAAAUGGAGUUAGUGAUGAAGCCAAAGAGACCACUGACGAUUCAGAACAAGUGGUUGUAUGUGAAGAUGUCCCUGUGAAGGAAGAUGAGGAGAAAGACACCCAUGCAGAUGAAAGCACGUCCCAAGAUACUGUGUCGGUCCUGGAAAGUGAAACAGACUCAGAGAGCAAGAUCGAGCAUGGAAGCCCUGCUGUGAUCAAGCCGGAUCUGGAGAAGGACUCUGACUCUGGAAGCAGCUCGGCUGCUGAUAGCAACAGCCUUGACCUCAAUCUGUCCAUCUCCAGCUUCCUGUCCAAGAGUAAAGAAGGAGGCUCUGUGUCUAUGCAGGAGUCAAAACGUCAGAAGAAGACUCUGAAGAAGACACGGAAGUUCAUGGUGGAUGGUGUGGAAGUAAGCGUGACGACAUCAAAGAUCGUGACAGAUAACGACACCAAGAGCGAAGAGAUGAGAUUCCUGAGGCGGCAGGAGUUGAGAGAGCUGCGCCUCCUGCAGAAAGAGGAGCAGAGGGCCCAGCAGCAGCUGAGCAACAAGCUGCAGCAGCAGAGAGAGCAGAUCUACCGGCGCUUUGAACAGGAAACUACUGCUAAAAAGCGUCAGUAUGACCAAGAAGUGGAGAACCUUGAGAAGAAGCAGAAGCAGACCAUUGAGCGACUGGAACAGGAUCACACCAGCCGGCUCCGAGACGAAGCCAAACGCAUCAAAGCGGAUCAAGACAAGGAACUCUCCAAGUUCCAAAACAUGCUGAAGAACCGAAAGAAAGAGGCCAAACAGGAAGUUGGACAGUCACCCAAACAUAUGAGAAAAGAGCUCAUGAAACGCAUAAAGGAGGACCUAUCGCUCCUUAAGACCGCAGAGGAGCAGGAGUUCCUACAGAAGCAGCAGCAAGAGCUGGACGGAGCUCUGAAGAAAAUCAUCCAGCAGCAUAAAGUGGAGAUUGCCACUAUUGAGAGAGACUGCCUGAACCACAAGCAGCAGCUGAUGAGAGCUCGAGAGGCAGCCAUGUGGGAGCUGGAGGAGCGCCACCUGCAGGAGAAGCACCAGCAGCUGAAGCAGCAGCUAAAGGACCAGUACUUCCUGCAGAGACACCAGCUACUGAAGAGGCACGAGAAAGAAAUGGAGCAGAUGCAGCGCUACAACCAGCGGCUGAUAGAGGAGAUGAAGAACAAACAGACUCAAGAGAGGGUUCGUCUGCCUAAGAUUCAGCGCAGUGAGGCCAAAACACGCAUGGCCAUGUACAAGAAGAGCCUCCGCAUCACCGCCACGGCGGCUGUCACACCUGAGCAGGAGAGGGAGCGGAUAAAACAGUUUGCCGUACAGGAAGACAAGAGGCAGAAGAAUGAGAGGCUCCAUCAACACCAGAAACACGAGAACCAGAUGAGAGAUCUGCAGCUGCAGUGUGACUCAAACAUCAGGGAGCUGCAGCAGCUACAGAAUGAGAAAUGCCACCUUCUGAUUGAACAUGAGACCCAAAAGCUGAAGGAGCUGGACGAGGAGCACAGCCAGGAGAUAAAGGAGUGGAGAGAGAAGCUGAGACCCAGGAAGAAGGCGCUAGAGGAGGAGUUCACACGGAAGCUGCAGGAGCAGGAGGUCUUCUUCAAGAUGAGCGGCGAAUCCGAAUGCCUUAACCCCACCACCCAGAGUCGAGUAUCCAAAUUCUACCCCAUCCCAAACCUGCACAACUCUGGUUUAUAGCCUCGUGUCUGUCCGUGCUACAAAACAGACUCAAACUCGGCUGCGCUCACAGACUCUUCUUGGUGGAGUGACAUCAUUUCUCCGACCGCUACUGAUAAAAAUAUUAAAAAACCACUGCUUUGAUUCCACCUAUAGUGAGCAUGACGUGCCUACACACCGCUCCCUCACUUGAUCAAAUUUUUCCUCAGCUUGUUGGGUAAUCCAACAAUAAUAAAUAUGCACUUUUUUGAGCAUGUUCAAAUUUUAAAAGCCUGCAGUCAGUAGCGAAGGCCAAUCAUGCUUAUCAGAUUAGUGUAAGCACAGCCUGCUACAGUACGAAUGAUCUCCAGUGCCUCAUUUUCUUUUUGCAUUUAGGCCCCUUCCCUGUGUUUUACAGUAAAUACAGCGAAUGUCUUGCACUUAAAUACCUGGCUAUCAUUUCCACCUGCAAUCACAAGAUGUUGGGAGAUUAUUUUAAAUCAUUUCACAUAAACUGGCGACUAAGACAACUCUGAGAUUUCGAGUUGCUGCAUGGACGGUAGAGCUGGUUCAAGGGAGAUACGUGCUGAUGUAGUUGUAAGACUUUGUCUCGGCUGUGUGGUCUAACGUCAGCCAUGUUGGGAUCAUAAAAUUAAAAGGAAUGUACUGUGUUGUAAAUGAUGCGCUGAGUGAAAUGUUACAUGUGUGUACCUACGUAUGAAGUUUAAUCAGAUACUGUCUGUGCUUGCCAUGAGGAUUUUAAAACCUUGGGAACAAGAAUAUAUCUUACUGCUUUGGCACAUAAUUUCAUUUCAGUGCUUUACUCCUGCUUAGUUAAACACAGAGGUGACCUGUUGCUUCCCGGAGAAUGGUUAAAUAUGUUCUUUUUUAAUAUAUAUAGACAUAUAUAUAGAAAUAAAUCACCUUGAAAUGAAAACUAAAGGAAUGUAAAGCUGUUGAUUUGCACUGUUUUGCCACAUGAGCUAAAGAAAAAAAUAUGCAGUAGUCUUUUUUGACAGCGAGUCACCUUCGUCUCACCCAAGCCUAUUCAAACUCCAAACUGACUGAAUUGAACUUUUAUUUUUACUUAUAAUUUUACUUUUUUUUUCAAAUAUGCCCUUUAGUAUUUUAAGACCACAUCUAGUUUUCUAAACAUGUAUUCCUGAUAUAUCGAUACUGUAAUCGCUCUUUUCUGUGAGCUGUCGGCUCUUGUUGAAACCAGUGUUGUGUGAAAGGUGGAAGUAUCUGUAUGAGGAGACGUCCUUCGCUGUAUUUUAGGAACAAAAGUAUUGAUGGUUUUCAAAAAGAGAUUUCCUGGUUAGUUUAUUUUGCAUAUCAUCGGUGCAUGUUUUAAUUUCCGUAUGCUGACAUUAACAUCGACUCCUUUUUUGUCAUGAAUGCUGGGUUUUUGUCGGGGUCAUUGGAGACUGCAUACUGUGCGUUACACCACACGCCCCAUAGAUUUCAAAUAUUUUUUUUAUUUUGUUAAGUUACAGCAUUUCGAUAAGUUGUACCACGAUGAAUAUUAUUUUGAUGUCAGAUCAAAUGUAUUUAAAGUGUCUUUAUAAAUUGACUUUUUUUGUUGUUGUAAAUAAAAUAUUGACUGUUUAUUUGA